AGUCUGUAUACAGAAUUUAUGCAAGUUAGUUUUAUCAACAUCAACUUUCGGUUUCAAUACAGCAGAAAUGAGCAGCGCAGGGUCUUCUUGGCUUCCCGCUGGAUUAACGUGGAUUAAUCCAAACACAUUCUUUGGGUUCACCAAAGAAAAGAAGGGCAGAGAUCUCCGAGAACAAAUUAAGGCAAUAUCUGGGUCUUCUGUCCUAGAUGAAGCAGGCAUUGAUGAUGCUCAAGUCCUUACUUUGACAAGAGAGGAUCUGAAUGAGCUUUUUCCAGGUAUCAGCAACUUUCAGCUCCGAAGGACGAUUAUGUCGCUUAUCACAGACACAGUGAAGGAUUCACUCCGAUCUGGCCCAGAAACAUUUGCUGGAGCGCUGAAGCAUUUAAUGCACAAAAACAACAGCAAUGAUGCUGCUGUUCAGGAUGUUUUGAAGGAGUCUCUUCGAGCUUUUAGAGAAAUGGAGGAGCAGCUAAAAGCAACACUGGCAUCUUUGAAACCAUACAUUGAGGUCUUGAACAGUCUCACUGAGGCAUCAGCUAGAAAAGAGCACUGGGAUACAGAAGGAACUUCAAACAGGGGGAAACUUCCAUGCCCAUCCCAAACAGAUUUGAAAUCUUCAACCAUAAGGACUCCUUUUGAGCCUUCAGUCAGAGUGCAUUCAUUUCCGUGUGGCCGAACCUUGGGAGUUGACGUGCAAAUUCUAAAACAGCUCAAGGGAGUUACAGAGAGUGAAUUGUGGGAUUGUCAGUUGAUACUGGUCUUCUGUCCCGUAGUAUCACGAUCUGGAACUGACAUUGAAGAAGCACUGAGGAAAAUUCCAGGCGAUAAACCAGCAGUCCUGGUGACGAUGUACCAUACCUUCAGCCCUAACUAUGUGUGUCCCAGCUAUAAUAUAACAUCUUGUCAAGCGAAUAUUGUGGAACAUGUUAACGUGCUCUUCCAUGACUCACAACAGGGUCUUCUGAGGUGUGCAGCAAAUGAACAUGCAAUUACCAAACUUCAGUCUGUCUUAUACCGGUACAAGUAAACGAUCACGCCUCGCAACACUUAAGCUGCUAAUCGUUACAAAUUUUGAUUCAAUACAUGUCUGUUAUAUGGUCAUAUGAAUGGACAAAAACAAGAAGUCUGCUAAUAAACAUUUAUGACUGGUU
Messenger RNA from Ctenopharyngodon idella (grass carp), 1151 nucleotides. RefSeq lists its product as uncharacterized. Bases 68 to 1027 code for a protein of 319 amino acids. NCBI's taxonomy places the organism in Eukaryota, Metazoa, Chordata, Actinopteri, Cypriniformes, Xenocyprididae. The record is from RefSeq and is a predicted model, not a curated record. The transcript is spliced from 7 exons.